AUGGCUAAUAUAAAGACAGAAGAUGAAAUAAUCCUCUUUGAAAGAGAAAUGAAAGAGUUUUGGACCAAAUUAAAAAGCAUUUAUGGCACUGAACAGAUCAAUCAGACUUUAGCACUGAGAGAUUCAUGCAAGGAGUCCAUAAAAGCGCUUUCAGAGAAAUGGUCCAAGAAGCUGAAAGAAGGGGACCUGAUGAUUGAUAAAAUUAAGGAGUAUAGCAAUGAGAUUCUCCAGCAGAGCCAACACAUAUCAGAAAAUCAAGAGCAUUUGACAGAAAUAAAAUCUAACCUAAAUCAAGAAGAAGAGCAAAAGAAGGACUUGACUAACAGCAUCCAAGAGCUUAAAGAAGAGUUGAUGAAGAAAAAGGAAAUAAUAUCUUCUAAAAACAAAGCCGCUAAGGAGAGAGUGGAACGGCUAUGCAAGUCUAAAGUAUUGUUUGAAGAGCGGCUUGGACUGGAGAUACGCAGAAUUCACAAUGAACAAUUACAGUUUAUAUUCAGACACAUCGACCACAAAGAUCCUGACAAGCCAUAUGUGUUUACCCUUUCCAUAAAUGAACAGGGAGAUUAUGAAGUGACUUCCUGUACUCCUCCUCUGGACUGUAUAGCAGAGCUCCAGCUCAAAGUGAGAGAAACUAACAAUUUUUCUGCAUUUGUUGCCAACAUCAGAAAAGCUUUCACUGCUUUAUCUUAUAAAUACUCUGCAUAA
Aptenodytes forsteri (emperor penguin) is the source of this 705-nucleotide messenger RNA. It is a transcript of the gene SPC25, whose product is annotated as SPC25, NDC80 kinetochore complex component. The coding region runs from base 1 to 705 and encodes 234 amino acids. The transcript is spliced from 6 exons. NCBI's taxonomy places the organism in Eukaryota, Metazoa, Chordata, Aves, Sphenisciformes, Spheniscidae. Gene Ontology annotation, cellular component: Ndc80 complex. The record is from RefSeq and is a predicted model, not a curated record. Gene Ontology annotation, biological process: chromosome segregation.